AUGAACAGUUCAACAGCAAUACAUUUAAUUGAAAGUUUCACCAAAUAUAUACCAACACUAUGCACAUCGAUGCAUAAAGGACAAGCUGGUAGAAUAGCCAUCAUGGGAGGCAGCAAGGAGUAUACAGGAGCACCAUACUUUUCUGGUAUCAGUUCACUUCGAAUUGGAUCUGAUAUAUGUCACAUCUUUGCUCCAACAGAGGGUGGUACUGCCACUGCCAUCAAAACAUUAUGUCCAGAGUUGAUUGUUCAUCCACUCGAAUCAUACGACCCAUCAGAUAUUAUCCCAUGGUUGCUCAGUAUACAUGUAUUGAUCAUUGGUCCUGGAUUGGGUAGAUCUGCUAGUGCUUGGAGUUGUGCCACUCAAGUCAUCAAAGCUGCCAGAGAUAUCGAUUUACCAAUGGUUUUAGAUGGUGACGCACUUAGAUUAAUUUGCAAUGAUCUUGAUAUAAUUAAAAAUAAUCAAAAGGUUAUUCUCACACCCAAUGUCAUGGAAUUUAAGGGUUUGUCAGAUACUGUCAAAUCAAAAUUGAAUAUUGAAUCAUCAUCUACUCUAUCUGCAGAGAAACUAUCAGAAUAUUUAGGAAAUGUAACAAUUAUUCAAAAAGGAAAAGAAGAUAUAAUUACCAAUGGAAAACAAACAGUUGUAUGCUCGAGUGAUGGAAUGCCAAGAAGAUGUGGUGGACAAGGUGACCUUUUAGCAGGUGCUAUUGGUACAAUGUACGCUUGGGCUUGUUUAUAUGAAAAAAAUAACUCUCAUUCCUCCUCUUCCUCGUCGUCUAUUAACAAUACUAUCACCACCACCACCAACAACAAUGUAAAUAAUAAUUAUUCAAGUACUUUAUUGGCAUCAUUUGCCGGUUGUACAUUUGUUCGUCGUUGUGCAUACAAUGCCUUUGAAAAGAAUCGUAGAUCCACCAUCACAUUGGACAUGAUUGCAGAGAUUCCAAAGACAUUUGAAGAGAUUUUCGAAAAGCCAGACAGUGACAAGAUCGAUGACGCCGUUUCAAACAUUUCCUCUCUAAAGAUUGCUGAUCAACGUAGUGAUCAAUAA
Cavenderia fasciculata is the source of this 1053-nucleotide messenger RNA. RefSeq lists its product as uncharacterized. Gene Ontology annotation, biological process: metabolite repair. The record is from RefSeq and is a predicted model, not a curated record. Gene Ontology annotation, molecular function: ATP-dependent NAD(P)H-hydrate dehydratase activity. Bases 1 to 1053 code for a protein of 350 amino acids. The transcript has 3 exons. NCBI's taxonomy places the organism in Eukaryota, Evosea, Eumycetozoa, Acytosteliales, Cavenderiaceae.